Messenger RNA from Monomorium pharaonis (pharaoh ant), 7372 nucleotides. RefSeq names its product bone morphogenetic protein 4 (gene mav). Gene Ontology annotation, cellular component: extracellular region. Lineage: Eukaryota; Metazoa; Arthropoda; Insecta; Hymenoptera; Formicidae. The coding region runs from base 4057 to 6192 and encodes 711 amino acids. The record is from RefSeq and is a predicted model, not a curated record. The transcript has 5 exons. Gene Ontology annotation, biological process: BMP signaling pathway; SMAD protein signal transduction. Gene Ontology annotation, molecular function: growth factor activity; cytokine activity.
UCAAAUUUAAUAUUUUAUUUGUAAAUUAAAAUAACAAAUAGUGUUUUUUAUAUAGAAAUGUAUUUCUUCCUUUUACGCAGAUAAAUUUGUAACUGGGGAAAAAAGUUAAGGUUCACAUGGUUUAAAAAUAACUAGUUAAACUAGUUAAAAAUUAAAAUUAACUAAGUUAAAUUGAAAGUUAUUAACUUUUCAGCUAGUUACUAACCAACCCUGCAUAUUACGAAUAGCAGGUGAACUUUUGGCACACUUGAGCAUCCUGGCUGGACGUGUAGAGGUGCCUAGGAAGUUUUCAAUAAACCGGACAAUCUACUGUGUCUCACGGCUCCGAUAAACUGACCAGCGUUCCGCGUCAUUAUAAUGGACCGCAGCCUCUUUAUAGUGGCUAUACGCGACAGUAAUAUCUCGUCUUGUAUUUUCGCGCGUAUCUCUGCCUUCGCGUUGGGUCGAGAAGUUUUCAGAUUGCAUCCGCGCGAUGCCCUUACAAGUGAUGAACGCGAUGAGAACAGAGAAACCGGGCAGAAACAAUGAUGUCGAGAGGCAGAAAAAUCCAUUUAAUGUUUCGGAAGUAAUUGAAGCUGAUUCCCGUGUGGCCUAAAGAAACUUUCAGCUUAAAACUUUACUGCAAAGCCCUCAAUGUUUUUUUUUUCUAAAAAAAAAACAAUUUUUUUUUUAAAUUUGAUCUUCUAAGGGAAGAUCAAAUUUUAAUUCAAAUACACCGCGCGGAUCGAGCAUUGAAAUUUCUAUCGAUUCCAUCGAAAGCGCCGCAGUUCGUCCGCUAUGUUCAGAGCGUUAAAAAACACGGUGCGAAUAGCAAGUCAUCACGUAUCACGUAUACUCAACUCGAGUAACGGCGAGUCGCGAUCGAUCUUUCGUUAAUAAAAUGUGCGUUUCGGUGAAUUCGGGAGAUCGAGACCUCUAUUAUUGUGCCGAAUAUUGAAUUCAGUAUCAUUCCCUCCCGCCUCUGUGUACUUGUCGACGAAUCGACGCGCGUCACCACUGCUCUCCAUGCGUCGCCGCGUAAAAAAAGAUCUCGGUCUCCAAGUCUGAUUACGAUUGAACAUCGUGCAUUUGAGAACGGCGUGCAGUUAAUUGAAGAGCUAAUCCAUAGAGACGCGUGCUUGACGGGUGCUAAACAUGAAAAGGAUCCCGAUUCAGCAUCUUAACCUUACUCCGAUUCGCGGUACCAGAGUGAAGUUGCUGAUCGGAGUGAAGUUGUCGCCGUCAAAACUUUCCAUCGCGAAAUCGCCGACACGGUUGAUCGGGAAGUAUGCGGCCUGCGCGAUCAAUUUUGCAUCUAUCCGUUGCAUUUCGGAUAAGACCGUGUGUUCUCACGUGUACGAGUCCCGUGGAGAAGCAAGCACGACGAAUUCCGAGAGAGGGGAAGCCGAUCUGGGUGUGUCUGGGAGGCGAGCGACGACGAAGCGACCAUGUGGGGAGCGAAAGUUCGCGAUAACUCCUUCGGAGGGAAAUCACAUCCUUACGGAGAAAUCGUCGAUUCUAGAAAAUCACGUCCAUAUAGAUUUAAUUAGUCGAAACGCGAGAAUCCGAGAUGUCGCGAAACGACGAAGUCUCCAGAUGCCUCGCGUCGAUGCUCGCGCUUUGCCAUUAAUGCGGACAUUAAUAGAAAAAGCGGCGUUGUCGCGGAAGAUAAAUGGUGGAAGCCAGACGAAAGCCGGGGGCUGCGACCUGGCGCUCGUUAUCACCGGAAGAAAAGCUAAGUGGAACGCUAACGAGAAAAUCGAAGGCGCGCGCGUGGGGCUUACGCGAUUGGAAUAAUCGUGGGUCGGAGGUCAAUGCGGAUGUAUAAUUCCUAUCCCGCACCUCCAUGGAGACGCGGGGGCGAGGACAUCACGCCACUUUCCUGCUUUGAUUUCCACUUUCGGAACUUGCCGUCUUCGCUUCCAUCGCGCCUGGUAAUUGGAUCUCAAGUGGCGAAUCAUCUUUAAUGAUUAGACGAGAGGGGAGGCAAGGGUUCGCUCGUCUCAUUAUACUUUGUCUCAGUAGUCGGCAUCUGGUUGAAGUCGAGGCGAUAACGGAAGAAAUUGGAACGGACGACAUUGGAUAGUCCGAAAGGGAAAGGUGGUGUGCGAGACAAAGUGGCCGGAAGACGAGACGCGAUGACGGCAGGACGGCAGGAGAUUCGGCGGCAAGGAGGAAGAAAGGAAGAAGAAACGGAGGAAAGGAGAGAAUUACUCGAGUGGUUCUCUCGGGAUCUCGUUCGCCGUCUACCACCGUUCGGCCGCCGUUCAGUCGGGUGCACAAAAUUCCGAGAACCGCCGCCGGGGGCCCUUUACCCGGCCCGCCGCGAGGAGACGAGUUCUGCGCGAGAUCGCGAGGGAACGAAAAAAGCGAAGGGAGAGACACUCGAGACGCGAACGGGAACGCGGACCCGUCACCGGAUAUCUCGAGAUGAUGGGAUUCAACGACUGAAAUUGAAUCGUCAAAUGCGCUACGUGUUCUCAAUAUUCGCUCCUUGUACGAGAUAUUAAAUUGGGUACUUUUUAGAGUACCUUUCAUCCCGAAUUGGUCUUAUUUUAUGCGCUAAGUUUUCGAUAAUAAAGGCGUAAUUUUUUACGCUUCUUUCUCUGGAAGAAAAUGCACGCAAAUAGAAAAAUUAGGGGGAAAUGUCACGUUUUUUUUAUUUCAAAUUAUACAUAAAAUAUUGACAUAUAAAACUAUGUAAUAAUAAUAAUCUUUAUUACUUCAAGCAUAUAAUAUAAAACUAUGUAUAAUUAAUAAUAAUUAUAAUUUAUGCAUACAUAAUUUAUUUAUUGAUUCUCACUCGGCUCACGCGAAUGCUUUCGCGUUUUUGCAAUCACAUUUGCUCACAUCGAAUAAUCAAUACACUUAAUAUCAAUAAUAAAUUACAUCUAAAAUUACCGUUUUCUCUUGCAAUCUCAAGAUAGUAUAAAUAUAAAUAUUUUUUGCCAUGAUUUAGAGCUUUGAUAAUGAUGUUAGCUGAUCGUUAUCUUUCACGAAGGAAAAUAUAAAUUUAUAUGAAUUAAUAUCAAUUAUCACUCGCAUAUAUGUAGAAAGAAGUUUUAUCGAAUACAUUUAUCUCUUUACAGCCGUUUACCUUCGCGAAGCGAGAUCCGGAUGCCCUUUGAGCGACUCCCAGGAAUCGGGAUUGCGGAUGAACCAAGAUCAGGAUGUCCUACGCGCGUCGCGUGUUACUCUUACAUGGAAAAACGCGCUCCUGUUCACCCCAUUCGGCGACACCUCUUCGGCGCUUGUCAGCUCGGCUCCGGCUGCGGCGGCAGAGUUGAGCUCGCUCGCACCCAGCCGGCCCUCUCGCUCGCUCUCCUCUCGCGCGCGCAUUGCGCGGCGCGCCGCGGGCGGGAGCGGACUCGCUGGAUAUAUACAUGCACACGCGAUAUCAUAGCGGCGAGCAGUCGACACGCGGCACUCGUACGAAGCGGGUCCCCUCGUGCUCUCCUUCCCUCCUCCUUGCGGCCGGAGGGAGAGAAAGGAAGAAGAGAGACGCAGCAGCACAACCUGACAGAGAGAGCGAAGUGUUUUAGCUUAUCUUUCAUCUUCCACAAAGCAGAAUCUUCGGCGGCGAAGAUCGUUCUUCGGUAUCGUAAUCCGCGGAUUAAUUGCUUGCCGGUCAAUCACAUAAUCGCGACGGUGCCUCGGCGCGAUGACGUCGCCGUUCGCCAACGGGAAGAGGAAGCGUGACGUGAAGUUUCCCCGACUUGGACAUCCGGCACCGAUCUUCGUCUCGCGGCGCGCUCUUAGAAUGCCGCGCGUCGUCGGCCUCUGAGAGAUCGAUCGGAGACCUCGCUCGAUCGCAUCAGCGAAACGAGACAACCCGACGCAGCGCGCUCAUUCUCUUUCUCUCUUUCACGGAGCGAAGAGAUCGCCGUGUGAACGCGGAAGUAACCGGUACCAGCUGGAAUCAACCGGAUUUCGGAAAUACCACUUGUUCUCCGAGCGAAGAAGGCGUCCGUGAAGGAUACCAGUCAUCCAACAAAGGACCACCGGAGUUCUCGACAAAGCGGCAUCCGAUCCUCGAGCAGCCGGCGUGAGACCGGCCACGAGAUCGCGUCCCUGGCUAUGGGCAAGCUCCCAAUAAUCCCUCGAAUUGAUACUGCUCGCGACAACGUAGCGAGGGCUGAGCACGGUCGGGAGGAGCGACAGGAGAAAGCGACGACAACGAAGACAACGGCGGUGGCGGUGGAGGCGCGAUUCAGCGCGACGGACGGCGCGAUCGCCGAUAACGCUACCGCCGAUCCCGAUCGUCGAUUCCUUAUCGCAUCGACAUGCGGCCGCGUGUCGAGAGGAGGAGAAGAAGAAGAAGAAGAAGAGGAGCGCGCGCGGAGGAGGCGCCCGGGACGCGCCGACGACCUCGUCGCGCGCCGGAGACGUCGCAGGCAUACGUGGCACGCGGAGAGUAAGGGCGAUGUCGUCCGGGUGACAGAUCGCGACCUGACGAGCGCGACGUCGUUGAGGACCGGCAAUGAUGCCGAGCGAGACUGCGCUCUCGACGCAGCGGUAGGACUUUGGAACGUCAGGAUCGCCGACGACGACGACCACCGCCGCCGCCGCCGCCGCACUUGUUGCGCCAUCGUCCCGGUCGACGCGGCCACGUUGAUCGCGCGGCGCAGACGAGCCCACGAUCGGCGAGCUGGUGGCGUCCUGCUGGCUCACAACAGGUCCGACACCGAAGAGAUAUUCCGUAGCGCGGUGGACAGUAUUACGAUAGAACGGGAAGCUUUCGAGAUUCCGCUCGUUGUCGGUGCCACGGAUCUUUCCGAGUGCAACGAACGUACCUCACCUAACGCGUCCGUUCGAGACGACGUGAACGGUGGAUCGCCAACAGCCGUCCGCAAGAUCGACAGCAGCGUCAACGUGGGAAACCCUUCAGUUGAGAUCGGUAUCGUCGAGUCUUCGUGCGAGGAGCGCGUUCCUCUUUCCGCCGAGGAAACGGUGCAUCGAAGAGGCACGUCGUCCACGUUUACGCGAUUUCCCGCGAAAAUCGAUCCCGGUGGAAACGCGUGGCGAACGAGCACGCGUUGGAGAUUACCGAGGAUCGGUUUUCUUCAACGGGCUCUUCUGCUGGGACUGCUGGCGACGAGCUUGCUCUGCGACGCGGUGCUGGCCGCGCCGCAGUCGCCGUCCCUCCUCGAGGACGGCGUCGAAGAGGAGGAUAUGGCGGCGAUGCCGAGGAACAGCCUCGGCGACGACGAGCUGGAGAUCAUCAGGAGGAGCAUCGUGCAAGGCCUCGGACUCCAGAGGAUACCUGAUCCUUCGAAGGCGAACGUGAGCCAGGCCGAGUACGAGAGAGCGCACAGAGAGUACCUGAAACGAGUGCAGCUGCCGCACGACGAGGACAAGUCUCGAACGCGACGGGACCUCCAUAUAUUCCAGGCCGCUGAGCAUCCGGGCAACAAGUCGAGCCACGGCUCUAGCCGGAGGGCAGGGUACCACCGUCACUCCCUAUACUUUCCCGUCGCGAUUUCCGGCGACGCCGCCACGGAGGAGGACGUCACGGUCGAUCACGCGUCCCUGAGAUUCCUUCUCCAAGGCGAUCACAGACGUCCGCGGGAUCUCGAGGCGCUGGUCUAUCUUCGCACGCCGGUCUCCCGACGUCUUCUGCUGCGGCGCGGUAUCCCGCAGGGCGAGCCGAUGAGCUCCCGAUGGCUCGAGCUGGACACCACCGAGGCGGCCGCGAGCUGGCUCGAGCACGGCCUGGAGAAUCACGGUCUCGAGCUGGAGUUCCUUCAUGACGGCCGGCCGAUACGGCGCGAGGUCUCCCACGCGACGUUGAACGUGUUCGCCACGUCGGAACCGGGCGGCAGAAGAAAGAGAUCCACCCCGGAGGAGCUGAUGCCGCUGCAGCAUAAGGGUCGACGUAGCAAGUGCAAGGGCGACAACAACAAGAAGUGCUGCCGGCACGAGCUGACAGUGAUGUUCAAGGACUUGAAGGGUUUCGAGUUCAUCGUUUACCCGAAGGGCUUCGACGCCGGCUACUGCAAGGGCCGUUGCCCGCCCCGUUACAAUCCGGCGCAUCAUCACGCCCUGCUGCAGAGCCUACUGUGGAAGGAAGACCGCAAGAGAGUGCCGAAGCCGUGCUGCGCGCCUAGCAAGCUCGACCAGCUGAUGAUCGUCUAUUUCGACGAAAACGAUUCUACACAGCUGAAAGUGUCCUACUGGAAGAAUAUCCAAGUGCUGGAGUGUGCUUGCUCGUGAAAGAGAGGACACAGAGGAAAAAGAAAGAGCGAAACAGUCUACCAUGGCCGAGGACUCACCAAAGAAUCGUCCGAAUUGCGGUUCGGUGAUGCCACAUAUUCGUGUUAAGAUUCUAAUAAUAACAAAUAUACUAAUAAUGGCGAAAGUAAAGAAAUAUACCGUCGUUCGAGCGACUUUAGGACUUUUUCGUGCACCUCCGCGAUUCCUUCAGACUUCCAUUACUUCUCUUUUUUUUUUUCUUUCUUUCGUACAAUUCGAACGAUCCGAGAGGCAUCACCGAACACUCAGACCCUGCAGGCUCGCUCAGGGUCUCGCAUCGACUGUGAUACUAACGAUAUUUACUUGUCAUUGUAUUCCUUAUUACAUAGCAAUCGUAUAUAUUUUGUAUUAUUAAAACAUUCUCGUAUUACAUCCGAGCCUGAUUAAAAGAAAGCGAAUUGUUGCAAAUCGUCGAGAAUAGCAAGCAACGACGAUUACGUCGAUUCGUCUUUCUUUUGUUAAUUAGGUAAGCGUUUCCCCGUACGAAACGUCAUAAUGUCAUCGUGUAUCCAUAACGCAUACCCUCUAUCUGUUAAUUUAUUAUCAUCGUAGGCUUCUGCGAAACGAGCGGGUCGAUGUCUAUUAACGUAAUUUGUGACACAAGCUAAAGUCUUCGCUCUAUCAAACCUUUGUUUUGUAUCGAGGUUUUUUUAGUUCCUAUAGAGUAUUAUGACUAGAAUCUCCGAGUAUCCUUCCUCUUUCUCUCUCUCCUUCUCUCGAUUUCUCCGAAGUAAAAGUCAAACAAUAGCGUACGCGCGUUACGUUCUUGUAAAAAUUUUAAAAUACAUUUUCUGCGAGAUACGCGCCAAUCGGUGACCGCUGCACGUUAAUCUCCAUGCAUAUUUCAAGCUCUAUUUGUGAGAUAAUAUAAAAUUCACAUUGUAUAUCUACGAAAUAUGUAUCGUAUAUUUAUCAGAUGCACAACAAAAUCGAUGAGAAACGUUUCAUUCUGAUGCGCUGAUGUAUCGAAUUGUAUAAAAAUUCAUGUUCGCGCACUAUUGUAAAUUAUAAUCUAAUUAAUCACACCUAGCGGCCCUAUUACCAUCAUUAUUCCUGUUCCUUUUAUUGUCAACUUAUCUGAUGAUGGAGAUCCAUUCAUAGUGAAGUCUUAAAUAUAUGAUCUAUCAGUUUUCAAUAAAAA